Microdochium trichocladiopsis is the source of this 1379-nucleotide messenger RNA. RefSeq lists its product as uncharacterized. Bases 62 to 1213 code for a protein of 383 amino acids. The record is from RefSeq and is a predicted model, not a curated record. NCBI's taxonomy places the organism in Eukaryota, Fungi, Ascomycota, Sordariomycetes, Xylariales, Microdochiaceae. The transcript is spliced from 2 exons.
GUAUAACGCCUCACCAAAAGCCAACCAACAUUCAUACCACAUCUAGAACACACUCUAAGGCAUGGUCACAUCUGCCGUCAUCAGCAAGGACGCUUCCAGCCAAGGAGCGUCCCUUAUGAAGCUACCUCCCAAACUUCGCGAUCAAAUAUGGGCCAUAUUCUAUGCCAAUAUCUGCCUCCCACGCGUCAUCUGUCACGCUACUGGGAAAGCCACCAAUGCAGAACCUCUCGAUGAACACUCCGACGGUUACAUGUCUCGUCCUCGGCGCCCAAAAGGCACACCCGUAACCACCACUAUCACCUAUGAUAUCAACGCGGCUCCGACAAUGACUUGCCGAUCUCUAUACGAAGAAGUCUGGCCAGUUAUCUGGUCCAAUCUACAGCUUCACCUGACGCGGAACGCACACGCUUCGGAUCACCAUAAUCUCGGUAUUAUACCCGUCGAGCUGAGAAACAAUAUUCGCCAUGUUUUCUGCGGACAAGAUGCUGCCAGAAUAAUUCGAAAGUAUCUUCGCCAAGAUGACUCUUAUGAUCCACAGAGUUUACUGCAUUACCCGGUGCCUCUGCCGGCGCAGGUACUAGACAUGGUAGUCGACGAAUCACGAAAAGCCGUGGAGAUAUAUCAAAACAUGACACCACAAGCAAAAGCAGAGCAGUGGCUCACUGAUCCAGAACGAGGCAGGAGCUUCGACAUGCUCCAUGCCAUGUUGAACGAGGCCAAGGCCAAGAUCAAGGCCGAGGCCAAGCGAGGCUCUACAGGCAUCAGUCUUGAUUCGGACUUUGAGUAUCCGCGACAAACAUUCAUCGACAAGCUUUGGCCACAUACACCAGGCGCCAAUUGGGGUCAUGGGGAUUGGGCUGGAUCUUUAAUUGAUCCGCAGGGGUAUAAAGAGCAGUAUGAGGGCCCCGUGCCCCCAACCGCUGUGCACCUGUUCACAGGAGGACGGAAUGAAGUGUGGAAGACAAUCAUGCGUAACAUGAGGGCCUGCGCGAUGGAGCGCCGUGAAACUCUAGUCGAUAUAGCGACGGAGCAUAGAAAGGCCCGUAGAGAGGGCCUGAAAAAGAUAGCAGAGAUCGGGGAAAGGUGCAGUGUCAUGUUGGAAGGAGAGAUAAGGCUGGCGACAACUCUGACGUCGAAAGUGUCCGAGCAGUGGGCUCUAGAUCCUGCGGUCGAGGGUGGGACCAUGCUCCUGAAUAUUGAUCCUCGGGCAUGAUUAGUGUCAUCGUUCUGGCAUGCGAGGCCAGGCUGGGUCAAAUUGGAUGAGAUGUCAACUGUUGGGGGAACAAAGUGAGUGUUUCUCAAAGUGGUAUGAAUAAGUACUGCCAAAGGCUCAUCUCUUGUCGUUCUGGGUAUCUCAUAUAAUAAUCGUGAAAUGAACA